Messenger RNA from Oncorhynchus tshawytscha (Chinook salmon), 5942 nucleotides. Its product is annotated as zinc finger protein 585A. NCBI's taxonomy places the organism in Eukaryota, Metazoa, Chordata, Actinopteri, Salmoniformes, Salmonidae. Bases 407 to 3358 code for a protein of 983 amino acids. The transcript is spliced from 2 exons. The record is from RefSeq and is a predicted model, not a curated record.
GACAUUUCGCUGUGCAUGUGAUUUGCAUAUCGGAUCAUGUAAAAUGCCAACUCUAAAGUGCCAAUGAUUGCAGAAAAUAGUCAGCUAGAGUCGUUAUCAAUCGGUAGUUUAUGUUGCUGUGUUUGUCUUGUUCUUUCUAAACCUGACCACACUGCGUCUGGUGUGGAGAGAGGAAUAGCAUACCGUAGAAAGUAGAAUAGAUAUGCAGUAGCAACAACAAGCCUUGGCUCGUGUGAGAUGAUGGGAUUUUUAUUUUAUUUUAAUCAAAUCUAACCAAAAGCUUCAAUUGCUACCUGCAGAAGCAGACAAAAUGUUGUUUAUAGAAUAGCACACCAGACAUCGUUGGUUUGCAGCCUCUGGUUUUACCCACACCCUUUCUGUUCAGAUAUAUAACACAUCAGAGAAAAUGGCGGAACUUGAGAAGGAAGGACUGACCCAAACAAUGCAGGAGAACCAAGAUGAAGAUGAACCCCAUUAUACUGAUGACGCUAAGACAAGCAAGAUGCAAGACGACGCAAGUUUCGAGGAAAAGCUCAUUGAAGAGGUCAGAAGGUACAACAAUUUGUACAACGCCUCAAUGAAAGACUAUAAAGACUUCACAAUAACCAGCAACAGCUGGAAGGAGAUAGCCCAAACUCUGAGAGUAGAAGAACAGAUUUGCAGAACGAAAUGGAAGAAAUUGAGAGACCGAUAUGUCAGACUGAGGAGGAAAAUGAAGGGGAAGAGUGGGGAUGCAGCAUCAGGAAUACAACCACAAAUACUCACCACGCUGUCCUGGCUGUCUGGCUUCAUUAAACACAAGGAGACGAAGUCAGACUAUCCACAGGCAGAGGAGAUGGACACCUCAGAAGACCUGCAAGAUGACAACCUGAUCGAGCGGGAACACUUCCACAGUUCUAAUAAUGAGCAGCAAGAUGGACAUUUGGUAGUUAGGAGGAAUGUAAUAUUAGAACGAACAAAAUUCAACCAAAGACAACAAGAAGCAGGAGAGACAGCUGAUGAUUUUAUCACUGCACUUCAUUGUUUGUCAGAACAUUGCGGUUAUGGAGCUCUGCUCAGUGAGAUGAUAAGAGACAGACUAGUCGCAGGCUUACUUGACAGAAGACUGUCCAAGCAAUUACAAAUGGACCCAGAACUCACACUGGAUAAAGCUGUCACACGCAUUCGUCAAAAUGAACUUGUGGAAAAGCAACUGGACCUGCCGGAGAAUAACUUCAAAGCUGCCAGCAGAAGAGAAAAUGAAGGCUGUGUGCCUUCAUAUCGAAAGCAUCAAUGCCCAGCCAAUGUCCAGUGCCAAUCAGAAAAGAAGAAUCAAAACUCAGAAAGGCUACAACAACCCCAAACAACACAGGAGAAGGAAGAGGAGCCCCUAGAUACUGAUGACACUGAUGGCUUCAGUCCUGGAGGAGAAAAGCCUCACUACUGCGCCUACUGCAGUAGGAGCUUUCAAAAAGUGAGGGAUCUUAUAAGACACCGACGAACACAUACUGGAGAGAAGCCUCACCACUGCCCUGAUUGUGACAGAAGUUUUGCUCGAUUAGAUAAGCUUAAAUUACACCAACAAACACAUACUGGAGAGAAGCCUCACCACUGCCCUGAUUGCAACAGAGGUUUUGCUCGUUUAGAUAAGCUUAAGUCACACCAAAAAAAACAUGCAAAAGACAAACAUAUUUGUCACUCUUCUGACUGUGUGAAAAGUUUUGUCCUAUUGGAGAAGCUUGAAAAACACCAGCUGGAGAAUACCUUCAAAGCUACCAGCAGUGCAUCCAAUGUAGACUGGGUGCUCACACAGCAGAGAACAUUCAGCAAAGUAAGAGAGAGUAAAAGGCAGCAGAGUAAAGUACGAGCUAGAGCUCCAGGAAAGAGAACACCAACACAUAGCAAAACAGUACAGGAGAAGGAAGAGGAGCCCCUAGAGACUGAUGAUUCUGAUGAUUGGAUUGAGGGUUUCAGUCCUGGAGGAGAGAAGCCACACUACUGCUUUGACUGCGGUAAGAACUUUAGAAAAGUGAGGGAUCUUAUAAGACACCAGCGAACACAUACGGGAGAGAAACCUCACCACUGCCCUGUUUGUGACAGAACUUUCGCUAGAUUAGAUAAACUUAAAUUACACCAAGAAAUACAUACAGGAGUGAAGCCUCACCACUGCCCUGAUUGUGAGAAAAGUUUUGCUCGAUUAGAUAAUCUUAAAUUACACCAAAAAAUACAUAUUAAAGAGGAACAUAAUGUCACACUGAAUCAUCAAACUGAAAUGAAUGUAGACUGUGUGCACACACAGCAGGGAACAGCCAGCAGAGGCAGGCAGAAGAGUAAAAUGCGAGCUAGUGCACCAGGGAAAAGAAUGGUCCAGUCACAGCCAGGCAAAGACUCCCCUUACAAAAGUUCAGUUCGAAAGAAUCAACACUCAGAAAAUUUGCAACAACCCCAAACAACGCAGGAGAAUGAAGAGGAUCCUGAAGGUACUUCUGAUAACUGGACCGAGAGUUUCAGUACUGUAGAGAAGCCAUACAUCUGCUCCGACUGUGGUAAGAGCUUCAGACUAGAGAAUCGUCUUAUAAGACAUCAGCGAACACAUACAGGAGAGAAGCCUUACGACUGCCCUGACUGUGACAAAAGUUUUGCGCGAUUAGAUCAUGUUAAGUCACACCAAAAAACACACAUGAAGGAGGAACGUAAUUUCCACUGCUCUGACUGUGUGAAAAGCUUUGUCCGAUUGGAACAGCUUGAAAAACAUCAGCUAACACACAAGAAAAGUUAUACCUGUUCAAAGUGUGAGGAAAGGUUUUCAGACCUGGUUGACUGGAAAGCACACUUUUUAGUACACAGAGAGAUCCUCCACUGUCCUGACUGUAACAAGCAGUUCUUGUACAAGGGACUUUUUGAAAGACACAGGAGAACACAUUUGAGAAAAAGAGAGAAAUUUCUCUGCACAAUAUGUGGGAAGGAGAUUCACAACUUUAAAAUACACAUGCGAGUACACACUGGAGAGAAACCAUAUCACUGCACUGAGUGUGGGAAGAGUUUUGCAUAUACAAAAUCGUACAAAACACAUAUAUUAACACAUACCUCUGGAGAAAGAGCAACCUAUCCUUGUUUGGAAUGUGGAAAGACAUUUACUCGCAUAGAUGGCAUGGUGAGACACGUGAGGAGGGUUCAUACUGGAGAGAGAAAUCAUCAAUGCGGAGACUGUGGAAAAAGAUUCUUUCGAAAAGAGUCACUGAAGAGACACAGUCUAGUUCACACUGGAGAGAAACCAUACCAAUGCUCUGUCUGUGGGCAACGCUUCUCCCAAGAUGGCGACAGAAAACGGCACGAGAAGAGGCACUACUCUGGUGUCUCAGAUUUCCUCGAUCUAUAAUGCAGAAGUGGUGUUUGGCAUUGCAGGAACCCACCUAAUGUGAUUUCUAACCAGUUGUUUUUUUGCCUCCAGGUGGCCUGGAAUUGCCACCACAGACUGUAAAAAAGACAGACUGUUGCUGAUACGCAACAAGUCUGAGUAUUACAGUUUUCAUAGCAGUAUAUUUUUUACAAUUAUUUUAAAUGUGUUUUAAUAUUUUGUUUCAAAAAGGCAUAGUAUACUAUCAAUAGCAGUCAUCGUUAAAUGAUGGGCCUUCCCCAUAAGUGGUUUGCAGCCAGCUAUAUUGUAUUAAAGAUGAGAAUUACAGAUCUAUAACACACAUUUAUGUGAAUUUGGUCGGGUCGCCUAAGAAGUUACAUACUGCAGCUUUAAUGUUGAUAUUUUGAUUAUCAGGUGGGCCACACGCUACUUUAAAAUAAUGCCUAUGAAAGGUUCCCAACUACAACCUUCAGCGAGUGUAUACGUUUGCCUGAAAUGUGCUCUUAAGCUGCAGAGGUCAAACAAUUUCUUCAGCUGGCUGCCACCUGUGAGGUAUCAGCGACCCAGAGUUAGGGCAGGGCGGGCAUCUACAGAUCAAAUGCACCACUGAACGCUACAGACAAAACCCAAUAACUUGCCUGGCUACCCAUUUACAUCGAUCCAGCCAACUGACGUUUCUUCUCCACUAUGAGUCUGCAUUUGCCUUAGAUUUCUAGAAUACAAACACCAUUAUGACCGUUCUGAUUGGUCCCAGAAAUCAAUGGGUUGGCCCAGCGCCAGCCUCCAUGAUGAUGUUAUCACUUUUGAUACUUUGCAUGGAUAAGAUUUGUUAGACUAUCUAAUCGCUGUACAAAACAAAUUCAUCAAUGCUCCUCAUUUUGAAGUCGCACAAACGACUUCUAGGAUGGCAGUGCCUUCAGAAAGUAUUCAUACCCCUUGACUUAUGCCACAGUCUGUUGUGUUACAGCCUGAAUUCUAAAUAGAUUUUUUUCCUCACCCAUCUACACACAUUACCCCAUAAUGAGUGUGAAAACAUGUUUUUUGAAAUGUUAGCAAAUGUAUAGAAAAUGAAAUACAGAAUUGACACCCCUUUCAUAUGACCAUCCAAAUUGAGUUCAUGUGGAUCCAAUUUCCUUCGAUCAUCCUUGAGAUGUCACUACAACUUCAUUAGAGUCCACCUGUGGCUUUAUAUAGACAGGUGUGUUUCUUUCGAAAGGUCCCACAGUUGUCAGUGCAUGUCAGAGCAGAAACUGUACCCUGAAGUCCAAGGAACUGUCCAUAGAUCUCAGAGAGAAUUGUGAUGAUGCAUAUAUCCAGGAAAGGGUAUCGUAUAAAACCAUUUCUAGAGUGUUGAAAGUUUCCAAGAGCACAGUGGUCUCCCUCAUUGGGAAAUUGAAAAAAUGCGGAACUACCCAGACUGCCUAGAGCUGGCCGUCCGACUAAACUGAGCAACCGGGUAAAAAGGACCUUGGUCAGGGAGGUGACCAAGAAUCCAAUGACCAUUCUGAAAGAACUAGAGUUCCUUGACUGAUGUGAAAAACAUGUCAGAAGGACGACAGUCUGUACAGCACCACCAAUCUGAGAUUUACGGGAGAGUGACCAGACAGAAGCCACUCCUUGAGAAAAAGGCACAUGACAGCACCCCUGGAGUUGCAGAAAAGUAUGAACGACUGAAAGAAUAAGGCAAAAGAUUCUGUGGUAUGAUAAGAUCACUUUUACUCUUUGGCCUGAAUGCAAAGCGCUAUGUCUGGAGAAAACCAGGCACAACUCAUCACUCGUCUAAUACCAUCCCUUUUGUGAAGCAUGAUAAUGGCAGCAUCCUGCUAUGUGGAUGCUUUUCAGUGGCAUGGACUGGGAGACUGGUAAGGAUGGCGGGAACAAUGAAUGGAGAGAUACAGGCAGAUCCUUGAUGAGAACCUGCUUCAGAGUGUAAACAACCUUAGACUGGGGUCCAACAGGACAAUGACCCCAAGCAUACAGCCAAAGCAAUGCUGGAAUGGCUUCAGAACAAGACUGUGAAAGUCCUUGAGUGGCCCAGACUUGAAUCCCAUUGAAAAUCUGUUGAAAUACACCACCACUCCCCAUCUCACUUAACAGAGGUUGAGAAAAUCUGCAAGGAAGACUGGGAGAAAACCCAGAUGUGCCACGCUGAUACAGACAUACAUGACUAAAAGAUGGAAUCGCUGCCAAAGGUGCUUCUACAAAGUAUUGCCUCAGGGGUGUGAAUUAUGUAAAUUAGAGAUUUAAUUUUCAAUACAUUUUUAAAAACAUGUUAUCACUUUUGUCAUUUUGGGUAGAUGGGUGUGAUUUUUUUUAAAUUGUUGAAUUCAGGCUGUAAUACAAUGUGGUCAAGUGGUAUCAAUACUUUCUGAAGCCAAUGUAUGUAGUGAUGAACAGAGCAGCAGAAUUAGGUUCAGGGUGUCGUCAGGCAACCCAUACCUUCAUUAGUUAGGCUUUUAAACGUCACUCGAUGGGGAAGAGGUUCACAGUUAAGAGGUUUCUGCUUUUAAUCAUGUUCUUAUUUGUAUAUUGUUAUUCCCACUAUGUAAUACAAGCUGCAUUGCAAACUAGAAUUUUGAAUAAAAGAUAAGUAGGAGAGACUCUU